Molecule: messenger RNA, 534 nt
Organism: Lachancea mirantina
Lineage: Eukaryota; Fungi; Ascomycota; Saccharomycetes; Saccharomycetales; Saccharomycetaceae
Source: the annotation of a GenBank genome assembly
AUGGCAGGCAAAUCGUCCAAAAAACAGGCCCAACGCAAUGCUGCCAUCCUGAGGCAAACGUAUUUGCUCGUUUUGCCCGUUCUUGGCUUGUCCUUUUUGCGCAGGGUGCUCCAGAAGGGCUCAUGGCUAUCGUACGUUCCGCUGCAUUUCCCAGCGGCAGCAUGUCUGUACAUGCUGGAGAAAAGCGGUCGCCCGCAAUACGACGAGAAGGGCCAGCUGGUACGUGAAGGGUUUGACCUAAAGCAGCCAGGAUUGACGGAAUACAUGUUCGAUGUCAUUUACCUCUCGAUUUUCGCCGACGUGGGCCAUAUCGCACUUGGAACUUUGAAGCUCUGGUACGUUUUGCUGCUGGUGCCAGUAUAUUUGGCGUACCGCGCGAAAACGAUCGCUGGGCCUUUGAUUUCUAAUUUGCUUGGCAGUCGCAGCCGGGGCGAACCCAGGAACGACGCCAAAGAUGCCGCUCAAGCUACCAAAUCCAAGAGAAUGGCCAAGCGCGAGAAAAACGCCGAUAGAGUGCAGUUCAAAUACCGAUAA